AUGGAGGAGUAUCAUAGCGAAGAAGGAGCUUCAGGUGAUCCUUGCUUCUACUAUGAAAUUCCGGGGGGUCUUUUGGAUAAGGAUGUUAUUGAAAUAACUGGGUACUUUUAUGGAGAAAAGAUUGUAAUAGAGGUCUUGGCAGACAAGUACGUGCAGGAUGGGGAAAAUACCGCUCUUCCGUUGCAGUUCACCCUUACCAAUCAAGGGAAGUGGACUGCUAUGACCUUCAGCCAGACGGUUUCGCGUCAGAUUCAGUCAGGCACCGCUGUGCCCAAGGAGAACUUCCAAAUUCGAAUAAUCGCCCUCGAUUCAGCCUUUGAGAUCCACCUCAACGGCAACCGUUUGUGCAUCCAAAAGCACCUUGUUCCACUACCGUUGGUCACUCACAUAUCCAUCGAUGGUGAGGCUGAGUUCACAGGGGUUGAAUUCAAGGAUCUGUGCAGCGAAAAUGAUGCUUCUAUUCGCAGCAACACGUCGCCGCUAGAGCAAAAUCAGUACGUUAUGAGCCCUGAGGCUACGCCUGGAUUCACACGACUAUCUGAAAAUCGACGCUCUUCAAAUCGCAAGCCUAAGUCUCCUGUUCUGGUGCCGACUCGCGGAAGUUUUCGGAAUCAGGCGCCAACGGGGAUUAAUCUGGACGAUGGUCGUUUGUCAUUAAAUAAUGAAAUUGACCAACAUCCUGCCAUAAAAAAUACUGUUGCUGCAGAACCCGUACGAGCUUCUGUUGAUCCGUCGUUUGAUGUAUUUAUGUCUAAUGCAGCUACCCCGGGUAAACGUUCAAGCCUACCACUGUCUUCAAAGCGUCCCACUGGCCAAUCUUCUGGAGUGGGCGAUUCAAAGCAUCGUAGCCUUCGCGAGAAACUUCAUUUCAAAAAGGGUUCUAAAACUUCCAUUCCAAGUGCGGUUCAAGAAGAAAAUCAGUAUGCCACAGGUAGCCUGGAAGAUGUAUGGGUAGAAGAAGGAGGCCGGGAACUUAGCGCAGAUGGCACAGGAGCCUUUGUUGUUACCGGAGCCGCUUCCGUACCAAACCUUGCUACGCAUUCGGAGAAAGAGAAGAGGCGAUUCAGCCUCCAUCAUGGGAGCAGAAAAUCACGAUCUGUUUCCUCGCCACCGGCCGAUGCAAAUAUGAAAGGAGAGGGGAAGGAUAAAAAGAAGCAUCACCUUGGAGGAAUUCACAUUAGCAAGGGAUCAAGGAAGGAUUCAAAAGGAGAAAAGGAAGGGAAAUCUGAAAAGGAGUCCAAAAAGAAACUAGCCUUUGGGAAGAAGCAUCCUGAAUCACACAAAAUUUCAGACAAAAGUGGUGCUAGUGUAGGCGCCGUCCUAGUGACGGAGAAAAAUGCCACUGUUGAUUACGCAAAUCCGGAGCCUUCUCCAGAGAAAGCGAAAGCUUCCUUGGCUGAGAUUGCCGCCAGGAAGCCCAAGACCUCGACGCCCAUCUCUUCACACACUCCCUCUCAUGGUUCAUUCAUGGGUCCCCACGCUAAAGGUUCCUACAACCUUGAAGAAGCUCAGAAAUCCUAUGACGUAAAACGUGGGACUUAUCAUAAAAUGCACUCCGACGCGGGGCUUGCUAUGGCGGGUAGAUCGAUUUCACACAGCAGCGGCAGCAGAAGUCCUGGUUUCGGUCAUGACAGUGGAUCGCGAAGUCGAAGUGCGUCGCUGACAUCAACAACCAGUGGUGCUUCUUUGGAUGCCGGUGUGGGCAUGGGUAUAGCUGGAGAGGAGAGCAGGAAAAAGAAAAGUAAAUCCUCAAAAAUCAAGGGUGACACGCCUAGCAUUGCUGCUCAUCUGAUGGAUAGUUCAGCUAAAAGCAGAACCUCAAUAGAGAACCUCACUCACACUGAUCCUAAUCUUGAUAUUCCCCUUCACUUAGCGAGCCUGGGAGGGGGAACAAUGGAUACAUCAAAAGAGGAGCACAAAAGGAAAGAGAAAGAAGGAAAACUAAAAGGGGAUUCUGCAGAGAUCGCCGAUAACAUUCUUGGAGGCAAACGUGGUAUGUCAAGUGAUUACAUUACUUACAUUGACACACACACAGCAGUGCCUCUCAAGUUGACUCAGAAAGAUCUGCUUUCCACAAAUGGGAAAAGCUUUGGGCCUAUCAUUGGUUCAAGGGGUUCUUAUAACCUAGAGACUGCGCCAGACUCAAUCGCAGGUACCUACCAGGUUAGACACGACGCUGAUUGGGGCAACGAAGACCUCAUAGUGCAAAGCUCAAUAGGCGGUGUUCAACACUCGAGACCACCAGAAAAGGAUGCCGCUGUUCAUGAGCCUCCUAUUAUGGUUGGCACAGUGAGCGCUAAGGAGAAGAAAAACCUCCUCAAAGGUGAAUCCUCUGAAAUUGCCUCCAACCUCGUUGAUGAGGCACAUGACCGGGUUCUUGGGAAUUCCUCCGUUAGCGGCAUUCCUCUAUGUGGUGAAAGUGGUGUGAAUGUGCCCUGGAAAUUGGAUGCAACUAAUAGAAACGCACAGCCUGUUCCUUAUAGUAGCGUCGCAAUAGGUCGCGGUCACUCAAUGAGCUCAACUAGCAUGAAUAGUCUUAAUGCCCCAAACAGGUCUGCUCGUGCAAGCGUUGGUGCUGACUUUCCAGUAGUGGUUGCUCAGGAGGACAAUGUAGUGCGCUCUGCGGCUCCGGUAUCUACUGAUAGAAACCUUUACAACUCGAAAUCAUCGACAUUGCCCGCUUCCAAUGGAGCGGGUUUCGGUACCUCCGGUGCUAAUGUAAGCGCCACUUUGCCAACAACUGCUGUAGUGGUGAUGAGGGACAAGGAUAAGGACAAGAAAGACAAAAAGAGCCACGAAGGUGAUGAAAAGGCACGCAAGCGUGACCGCUUUUCAGGCUUCUUCAAGAAGAUCUUUAGGAAAAAGAAGAGAGGCAGUGCCUCUCAAAGUGAUCUAGAAGAAACCGGUAUCUCGGAGGGUGUUGGCACAGACUAUGAGAUGACAGAGCAAAGGAGCUCCUCCCAGCUUAGUCUGGAUACAGAUGAAUAUGGCGACACCAAUGCUAGUAUUACCGCUAAGCCAAGCGAGACCUGUCGUUACGCCUCCCAACUUCAUGGUGGCAUACCAUCUCUGAUGACCAGCUCUUCGACCGAAACGAUGUGUGGCGGUCAAAUGUUGACUUAUCCACUACACCUCACAGCAGACAACGUUCAUGUUGGUGUUGGCAGGGUUGGAGCAAGUCUUGUUUCUUCUGGUCCACCUAUUCCCACCCAACGAACAGAUUCCCCGGAUUCCUGGAGUUCCGUUUCCCUUGGUGGAAGCCGCAGACACUACCACCACUCAUCUCGACAUCGAGCUGAAUCAGUAUCUUCUUGGAGCUCCAUUUCUCCUGGUGGUACACACAGACAUCGUCGUCGCUCAACAACUUUUGUCAGUACCGAAACCAAAAUUAAACAGGAUCCAUUGCGUUCCUCAACUCGAGAUCAUCAAAUAUCAACGAUAACGGUAGAGCAGCAGGUGCCCGCUCACACAGCUGCAUCGUUGCAUGAUCGCGAUCAGUCUUACGACUCCUACUUUAACAUAACAAAACAGGAGAGUGGAGCUGUUCAUGCCGCCAAGCCAAGACCUGACUCCGCUAUGUCGUCUAACUCCUCUGUUCCUAGUCUCUACGGUCGUGUCGUGAUCGUGGGUCAAAGUUCGGACUUCAGUACGCGCAUACAAUCAUACAGGAAGACCAUGGAGAUGCCGAAAAAACAGAAACGACCGAAAGGUUAUGGUAAUGGCUCAUCAGACAGCUCUAUCUCCUCCAUCGACUCCGAUAAGCUGCCACCCUCAGUUAUCAAGUCUAGAAAUGGCGAGUAUGCCAUCUUUGAUGAUGCCGGAGAAACUGUUUUCGAGAAACGUCCCAGGAAAAUUGAGGAUACCUAUGCUAACAGUAUGCUUCGAUUAUUUCGCUAUUUUAUUAUGCUAGUACGCGGUUCUAUGUAA
Hydatigera taeniaeformis is the source of this 3927-nucleotide messenger RNA. NCBI's taxonomy places the organism in Eukaryota, Metazoa, Platyhelminthes, Cestoda, Cyclophyllidea, Taeniidae. The record is from the annotation of a GenBank genome assembly.